GUUAAUUCCUCAUGUCAUAAUAUCUAUUUAGUAUUUAUGCUACCAAACACUCCCCUUAAUACACACGUUACAACACUCGUCACGUUUUAUAACACUGUGAUAUAUAUGCAUCAUGCCUGCUAAGUUCUCGCUGAUCUGACAGAUUCGCCAUGAACACAUCACACCUCUCUGUAGAUCUUCCAUCAUAUGAUCAUAAUCUAUAUUGUUAAUUUCAUUUCUACCAGCUCUGUUUUGAUUAGAUCAACAACACAUGGGCUCCGGGAUUGAUUACCCCGAUCAUUCUACGACCCCCACCAUCACCACCACCAGCGGCAGCGCUGGCGGGAGUGGCGGUAGAACUUCUACUGCUGCAACCUUCAUCACCCCCAAAACUGAGCCUAAACUCGAAACACCGGAAGUUCCACCUGAACCCGAUAAAUCUCAAAACCCUAUCUAUAGUUUUGGUCUGGGUGCCCCAGUAACAGACUCUGAUGUUACAUUUUCAGUACCCCGAUCCGGUGUGAACAGUAUUCAGUCUGAAUUCAAUGGCAGUUGGGGGAUGUCUCAGACCGAAUCGGUGAUUAACGUUGAGGAAAAUGACGAUGCUCCUAUGGAUCCUGAUGCACUAGCGCUUGUGCUGGUUCCUGAAGAAGACGAGCUUUCAAUCGUUGAUUUUCCAUCUCGCCGGAAGUCUCAGCGGUCGGCUGAGUUAGUCAGGGUAACGAACCUUGAAAUCGCGGACGAGAGGUACUUUCGAGAGGUUGUGAGGAAAACAAGGAUGCUGUUUGAUUCUCUGUAUUUUUUCAUUAUGUUGGAAGACGAGAAGCGUCGUUCUAAUGUCGAAGGACGCGUCGUCCGUGUCCGGGGCGAUCUGAAAGCUGCUGCACUGAUGAAAACCAACGAUCUCUGGUUGAAUCGGGAGAAACGUAUCGUCGGUGCAAUUCCAGGGAUUUACGUUGGUGAUGUAUUCAAUUUUAGAACAGAGUUAUGCGUUUUGGGCAUCCAUGGUCAAAUUCAAGCCGGAAUUGAUUACUUAAGCUCAAGCCACAGCUCAAAUGGGGAACCAAUCGCCACCAGUGUGAUUGUCUCCGGUGGGUACGAAGAUGAUGAAGACAGUGGCGAUGUUAUCGUGUACACAGGUCACGGUGGACAAGAUAAGCACUCAAAGCAAGUUGUUCAUCAAAGAUUAAUCGGUGGAAACCUUGCUAUGGAAAGAAGUAUGCAUUACGGAAUUGAGGUAAGAGUUGUUCGUGGUUUGAAAUACAAAGGUGGAGCAAGCGAUAAAGUUUAUGUUUACGAUGGGCUCUAUAAAAUCACUGAAUCCUGGUUUGAAAUGGGUAAAUCUGGUUUUGGAGUAUACAAAUUCAAACUUGUUAGAAUGGAAGAUCAACCCGAAAUGGGGAGUUCAUUACUCAAGUUUGCAGAAACCAUCAAAACCAAUCCAAAGGAAGCUCGACCUUUAGGGUAUUACAGUUUGGACAUUUCAUCAAAAAAAGAAAACACCCCAGUUUUCCUAUUCAAUGACAUUGAUGAUAACUCUGAGCCAAUGAACUACGAAUAUCUGGUAAGAACUGUUUUCCCUCCUUUCAUUUAUCAGAUUUCAGGGAAAGGCGAAGGGUGUGGUUGUGUAUCUGGAUGUAAACCUGGUUGUGUUUGUGCUAAAAAGAACGGAGGUGAAUUUGCUUAUGAUUUAAAUGGGAUUUUGUUAAGAGGAAAACCAAUAAUAUUCGAAUGUGGGCCCUUCUGUUCAUGCCCUCCUACUUGUUGGAAUCGUGUAACCCAAAAAGGUGUAAAGAAUAGAUUUGAAGUGUUUAGGUCAAUGGAAACGGGUUGGGGAGUUAGGUCAUUGGAUUUGAUCCAAGCUGGAUCUUUUAUCUGUGAAUACACUGGGGUUGUUCUCACCAGAGAACAAGCCCAGGUAUUCACAAUGAACGGAGAGGAUAGUUUAGUCUAUCCUUUCCGUUUCGGUGACAGAUGGGCAGAAUGGGGAGAUUUGUCACAAGUUUUUCAAGAUUAUGUGCGUCCUUCAUGCCCAUCUGCACCACAAUUGGAAUUUGCAAUUGAUGUUUCUAGAAUGAGAAAUGUUGCUUGUUACAUGAGCCAUAGUUCGUGUCCGAAUGUUUUUGUGCAAUUGGUGUUGUUUGAUCAUGCAAAUUUAGGGUUUCCUCAUCUUAUGUUGUUUGCUAUGGAAGAUAUUCCUCCAUUGAGGGAGCUUAGCCUUGAUUAUGGUGCAGCUGGUGAAUGGACAGAAAAAUUGCCCAUUUGUAACUAAGAAAUAUGUCUCAAGUUGUUCUUUUGCUUUUUUGUGUAUAUCUCAGAUCAGAUCCAGUGGCUUUCAUCGUUUAUGAGAUGGUAUAAAGAAGAUGAUAAGUUGGCUAAAAUUUUGCAUCUCGGUUUCCAAAUAUAUCACAUCUCAUCUUCUUCCACUAUAUAAGGAAAGGUAUCUAUUUCCAAAUUAGGUUGCCUAUAUUAAAACUAUAGCUCCUUUCUCUUUUGGCUUUUGGUUUUUGAAAUGCAUAACACACAAGGGUCAUCAAGAUGGGAAAUGAUGCAUGCAAUUUCAAACUUGAAAGUUGAAGUUGCCAUUAAAGAAACAAAUUUUGUGUACCUAUGAAGUUUAUAUAUAUACAUAUCAAGUGUAGAUGACUUAAAAAACUACAUCUUAUACCCUUUUUGAUGUUGUUUUGGCUUUUGUUUUUGUACAAAUUAAUAUAAAAAAAUUCUGUAGAUUCUGUAUAGAGAUGGAAUCAAUGAACGCUUAAAUGGUC
This is a messenger RNA of Lactuca sativa (garden lettuce), 2747 nucleotides long. RefSeq names its product histone-lysine N-methyltransferase family member SUVH9. Gene Ontology annotation, molecular function: double-stranded DNA binding; protein binding; zinc ion binding. The record is from RefSeq and is a predicted model, not a curated record. Gene Ontology annotation, cellular component: nucleus. NCBI's taxonomy places the organism in Eukaryota, Viridiplantae, Streptophyta, Magnoliopsida, Asterales, Asteraceae.